UUAGUCGCAAUGUUCGGAUUCCAAAGUGAACUACUCGCAAAGCGAAGUCUCCUGUUGCUGUUGUUGGGUUGUGUGCAGCUGAGUCGGGCACAAAAUGCCAGCACAGUGGUGUGGGAGCCAUCUAAUGGGAAUACCAGUAAACGUGAGGUGAGCAGCAGCAGCAAUGGACUGGAUUAUGCUGGCACUAACAUUGCCAAAAGCUAUGAUCCUCCGCCGGAAUUCUAUAGAGGACCAGGCUCAAGUUCCGGCUCCGUUUCCGGUAGCUACGUUGGUUCUACAGGCGCUGGCAUCGGUGGCAUCAGUGGCAUCGGCGGCAGUGGAGGCACACAGCUGGGCAGUGUGGGUGAGAGUCUCAGUGAGACGUACAACAAGUGGCGCCAUGGAGCUGGCUCCCAACAACGCAUCAGUGUGGGUCACUAUGGUGGCGGAAUAGGUGGUGGAGUUGCCGCCCAUGUUCCCAGUACACAUGGAGCUGCUGGCUACGCCUACGAAGGACAUCCCUAUGAGUAUGCGGGUGGCAACCACCAUGGCGGCUACUAUGGCGGCAAUAGUGCUGAAGCUGGCAUACCCUUUGAUGUCUAUGGCGCACGUCCAUCUCAUGGUUCACAUCAUGCGCAUUAUGGCCAUACGGGCGGAGAGUACGCGUAUCUAGAGCCACAUGAUGUUGCCUCACAUAAGGGACCACCAGAGUUGUCGCAUAAGGCGCUACUUGCCAAGAGUUUCCUCAUUCCGUUGGCCAGUGCCGCCGUCUUGGGCAUCGCUGCAGCCCUGGUCAGUAAUCCUCUCCUGCUCCAGCUGGGCACGGUCUCUGGUGUGGGCGGUGGAUUGGGUCCCGUUGUGGGCAAGCGUAAGAGACGUGCGCUGCGACGCGCCUAUGCAGCACAUAAUUAGUGAUUAUAAAUAUUUCAAAUUCAUUCAAAAAUUUCCAACUGCUUACCAAAUAAAACUAACGAAAUUAUUACUCUCAAA
Drosophila innubila is the source of this 969-nucleotide messenger RNA. RefSeq names its product glycine-rich cell wall structural protein 1.8. NCBI's taxonomy places the organism in Eukaryota, Metazoa, Arthropoda, Insecta, Diptera, Drosophilidae. The coding region runs from base 10 to 891 and encodes 293 amino acids. The record is from RefSeq and is a predicted model, not a curated record. The transcript is spliced from 2 exons.